AUGUCAUCGGAACUGGUGGCACAUUCAUCUCAGACAGCAAAUACUGGCGCCGCCGCGCCUGAGAAACGGAAACGUACCAAAUACGCGGCCAAGGCUUGUGUCGAAUGUAAACGACGAAAGGUGAAAUGCUGCGGCGAGCAUCCAUGCCAGCGCUGUCGUCGGCGCAUGAUGGACUGUGUCUUUACGCCGGAUGAAGUUACUGCGGAUAGUCGAAAAAUUGAGGAAUUGCUUGAGCAAAUCUCCAAAAUGCAGACACAAAUUGAUAGUCUGACUGGGACUGUGGAAUCAUUCAAUUCGAUGGGAUCAUCAUCCCCGAAGAAGCGAAAACUGUCCCGUAGCACAGUCUCUGCUCCUUCAAAAGGCAGCCAGAACGCAAAGUCUGAAAGGUCACAAUCAGCAUCAGCGACGGGGAAGAUAUCUUUUCAUGGCGUAACUACAUCUUCAUUCAACUUUGAAGUUGCGCGACAAACUCUACGUAGUAGAGGUAUUACCGAAGUCGGCGGAGGAACUAGUGGCAGCGACGGGGACGAGUAUAAUACCAGCCAGGGAGGAGAAGUCGCAACAAGAAAUACUUCACCCAUUCUAUCCCCAUCAACUACACGCGACGAACACCAUCAACCAUCUUCAACCAUUGACCCAUUAUGGGGCAUCAACAGGGAAGAAGCAAUCCGAUUAUGCCACGUUUACGAAGAGGAAAUGGGUAUAAUGUACCCUGUGGUCGAUUUUGAGACGAUUAUUUAUCAGGUCCAUGUCCUCUAUAACCAUUUGAACCCUUUGUCAUCUUCCGAGCAGAACACCAAGGCUGAGCCGCUUUCGGACGAUGAUAUCAAUAUCUUAAAACUAGUGUUUGCGUGUGCUCUCACUGCCGAAGCGAAUGGCAAUAGUGAAUUGGCCAUGAGGAUUUUCCGGGGUGUUCGAGACGUCGCGUCAGAUAUGGUGUGGCAACCGCCGAACAUCAAACGGGCGAUUCUUAUAACUCUUGUGUCAAUUUAUCUCUUCCAAAUAGAUGAAGAGGCUACCGCAUGGAGAACCAUUGGAACUGCGCAACGACUAUGUCUGGAAAUGGGUCUUCAUCGGUCAGAGACGUAUCCCCAGCCUGCUAUUGUUUCGUAUGGAAAGGAAGACGCCUUGAAACUUUUCUGGUCUGUAUACACGUUGGAUAUCAGGUUUAGUAUGGGGACUGGAAUGCCAUAUCAGCUAGACUCUAGUGACAUUGAUCCAUCACUUCCACGGCCGACCAACGUCCCGUACCUCAACACAAUGAUCAACUACAACCGCAUCGCCGAAAAAGUCUGGCGCUUCAUCACCUCUCCAAACCGCAAUCAACAACCCCGAAUGGAAGAAAUGGCCUAUCUGGACUGGCAAGUCACGCAAUGGUACAAUUCGAUUCCCGAGUUUCUGAAAAUCCCCGAUCCUAGUAUUUAUUAUGCUUCCGGAAAUGAACAGCAUAACGAACAGAAUAAAAUCCAACAAGACGCUCCGCGAAGUACUUGUCGACUGAAAUAUUUGCUAUAUCUGCGCGCCGAUCUGAUGAAGAUCCUCAUCUACCGGCCUAUCCUCUACACACCGUCUCAAAUCGCGCAAUCCCCCGUUGAAGCCGCGACAGUAGUCGACAUUGCCAAAAACACAAUCAGCUUCAUCACACAUCUCAACAAUCAUUCCAACAUUUACCAACUACAACAAAUCACGUUCAACUGGUUCUUGAUUUCUGCAUUGGCGGUGCUGUUUCUAGCUGUUGCGCAUGCACCAGGACAGUUUACGAGUUCAUGUAAAGAUGAAUUUUAUAUGGCUCUGGGACUUAUUGAAGGGUUUUCGAUGCAUUCGUAUAUUUCGCAGAGAUUGUGGAAAUCGAUUAAAGGAUUGAGAAAGUUGGGUCCUAAGAUUGGGCUUGCUCAGAAAUCGGCGGAGGUUGUGCAGCCGCUACAGCAGGUAGAUAAUUAUUCGACACCGACUGGGAUGGAUACAGUUCAUCAUGAAAGUAUAUCGACGGAUAUUCUACCAUCCCAUCAAUAUAGACAACCACUACCACUUGCAGCAUCAACAACAACCCUACCAACUCAACAACCCUCGCCAGACGACUUUCUUCUUACAGACAGUACACAGAUGUCCCGCGAGCUAAUGGACUGGUUCGAAGCAAUGGGCGGCCUUCACAAUAGCAUAUUCAACCAUUCCAACAACGCCAGCGGUGAGCCCGAAUCCGGGUACAUGGACGCCGGGGUUGGUGGUAGUGCAGGAUGGAAUGGGAUGUUGACGGAUACGACUUCAUGGCCUGCAACAGAUGAUUUCAUGUUUGGUGGAUAUGGGAGUGAUUUGGCGAGUAUUCUGAAGGAUUGUUUUUGAUUCCGUCUUCAUCGCGCCUUUCCGGAUUAUCAUA
Molecule: messenger RNA, 2374 nt
Organism: Talaromyces stipitatus ATCC 10500
Lineage: Eukaryota; Fungi; Ascomycota; Eurotiomycetes; Eurotiales; Trichocomaceae
Product: C6 transcription factor, putative
Exons: 5
Coding region: 1-2340 (779 amino acids)
Biological process (GO): positive regulation of transcription from RNA polymerase II promoter by galactose; DNA-templated transcription
Cellular component (GO): nucleus
Molecular function (GO): RNA polymerase II cis-regulatory region sequence-specific DNA binding; DNA-binding transcription factor activity, RNA polymerase II-specific; zinc ion binding
Source: RefSeq, a predicted model, not a curated record